UUCCCACUGAUUAGUCUUCUUAGAGAGAAGCAAAACACAGCCAAAACUCUCAUUUUCGUCUUGAGAGACUGCUUGAGCUUCCAUCCUCAAGCAUCAAUGGAGCCUCUGCACUCCUGUCUGCUAACUCUCUUCCUCAUUGUCUUCCUCGCGAGCCUUUCAGUUUCCGAGGUAGCUGCCGGUUUUCUGAAUUUCCCCCCAUCGGGCCCUUUCGUUCCUCCUGAUUGUUACCUCAUCGACUGUGGCUCCUCUCACCCCACCAUUCUUCAGGAUGGAAGAAGGUUCCAGUCCGAUCAUGACUCUUCCUCCCUCUUAUCGACUGGGAAGGAUGUCUUUGCCUCGGUCGACUCUGUACAUGUUGGGAACUCUUCUCCUUACUUAUCGUCUUUACCUUUAUUCCAAACCGCAAGAAUUUUUACCGAUGAGUCGGUUUACUCGUUUGGUAUUUCCUCCCCGGGCUUUCACUGGGUUCGUCUCUACUUUUACCCGGUCCCUCAUCCGUCUUACAAUCUAAGCAAUGCCAUUUUUACGGUUUCCGCCAAUGGAGUCGUGCUCUUCUGUGGAUUCAUGCCCAAGAAAGAGCUACCUCAAGUUAUGGUGAAAGAAUACCUCAUUAACACCACCUCCUCUUCUUCUUCAUCCAAUAAACUUACCCUCAAAUUCACGCCUGCCAAGAAUUCCUUCUCCUUUGUGAAUGCGAUUGAGAUCGUUUCCAUGCCCGAAUCUCUCAUCUCCGACACGGCAUCUUCCAUUCGUCCACUUGGUGAUUUCUCGGGAUUGUCCUGGUAUGCAUUCGAAGUGGUGUACCGACUAAAUAUCGGGGGAACCACUAUUAGUCCCUCAGAUGACACGCUCUUUAGGCUAUGGCAACCCGAUAACCCGUUCAUGACUUUCCCAGAAGGAGCUCGGAACCUCUCGUUCCCUCCUGGAGAGAUCAACUACCCUGGCCAAGGAGCAAAUCCUCAUAUCGCUCCCAAUGGGGUCUACGCCUCAGCAAUCACGAUGGCUGAUUCACAAGUGAACCAGCAGAAGUUCAACCUCACAUGGGAGAUGAAUGUCAAUUCGGGUUUCUCAUACUUGAUAAGGUUGCAUUUCUGCGAUAUAGUGAGCAAGAGCCUCAAUGAGCUUUACUUCGAUGUGUAUAUUAAUGGGAAGAUAGGAGUCUCGGGCCUCGACCUCUCAUCCCUCACAGGAAGGCUUGCAACGGCUUAUUACCGAGACUUUGUGGUGGAUUCUUCGGCUUUAAUUAACAGCUCGAUCAUGGUUCAAGUUGGUCCAUCCUCUAGUAUUGACUCGAGCUUAGGGAAUGCCAUUCUUAAUGGACUAGAAAUCCUCAAGAUGAGCAACUCCGUCAGAAGCCUGGACAGCUCUUCGAGAUUCGACCCUAUUCCAGGUCCCGGAACCAUCAAGAUGAAGAUUUUUGGGACUGUUUUACUCGUGAUGGCGAUAAUUGCGAUGGUCUUCCUGGCCAUGGCUCUUGUUCGGAUCCGGAAGAAGCGGGACUCGGACUGGAAGUAUGGGAAGAGCUUCUCAUCAUGGCUACCUCUAAAUACCAGCAAGGCGAGCCUGUCAUCCAGUCGAAGCAGUUACCGGUCGACCUUUCUCGCAUCAAGCAAGAGCAAGAGUGGUUACUCAAGCUUCUUUGCGAGUGCGGGCUUUGGGCGUUUGUUCACGUUCAAGGAACUACAGGAGGCAACACAAAACUUUGAUGAGAAGGCCAUGAUCGGAGUAGGUGGGUUUGGGAAGGUCUACCUCGGGACAUUGGAAGACGGGUCGAAGGUUGCGAUCAAACGUGGGAACCCAAAGUCCCAGCAGGGGAUCAACGAGUUCCAGACAGAGAUACAGAUGCUCUCCAGGGUCAGGCACCGGCACCUCGUCUCGCUCAUCGGGUACUGUGAUGAUAACUCGGAGAUGAUCCUUGUCUACGAGUACAUGUCCAAUGGACCCCUCCGAGACCACCUCUAUGGCUCAAACCGUCCUCUGCUGUCAUGGAAGCAGAGGUUGGAGAUAUGCAUCGGUGCUGCCAGGGGAUUGCAUUACCUUCACACCGGUGCUGCCCAUGGAAUCAUUCAUCGCGAUGUUAAGACCACCAACGUCCUCCUUGAUGAGAACUUGGUGGCCAAGGUUUCCGACUUCGGGCUGUCAAAGGCAGCCCCGGAGAUGGAGCAGACCCAUGUUAGCACUGCCGUGAAGGGGAGCUUCGGGUACCUCGACCCUGAGUACUUCAGGAGGCAACAGCUCUCAGACAAGUCUGAUGUUUACUCCUUUGGGGUUGUUCUGUUUGAGGUCAUCUGUGCGAGGCCCGCAAUAGACCCUGCGUUGCCAAGGGAGCAGGUCAGCCUGGCCGAGUGGGCCAUGAAGUGGCAGAGGAAAGAAAUGCUAGAGAAGAUCAUCGAUCCACAUCUUGCUGGGAAAUUUUGCCCCGAAUCACUACGGAAGUACGCCGAAGCAGCUGAGAAAUGCUUGGCGGAGUACGGGGUUGAUCGACCCGCCAUGAGCGAUGUUCUCUGGAAGCUCGAGUCGGCUCUUCAGCUCCAGGAAGCAGCAUCCCGAGUCAAUCCUUCUGAGGGGGAACUUCAAGUGUGACCUUGGCGUUUUGCUUCUGAAGUUCAAAGUUCAUUCUUUCUGCAUCACCAUCUGAUUAACUUCCCACUGCAAGUUGUUUUGCUUUUCUCCUUAAGAUUCAGAAAGCUAGUUGUUUCAUUCUUUUCAUUUAGUCGGGAUCAGUUCCCGGUCUUUGGACCAUCAGAAAAAAUAAAAAUAAAAAUCUAAUGUAUCUGAUUAUUGGCAUUUGUUUUGAUUAAU
Molecule: messenger RNA, 2802 nt
Organism: Punica granatum (pomegranate)
Lineage: Eukaryota; Viridiplantae; Streptophyta; Magnoliopsida; Myrtales; Lythraceae
Source: RefSeq, a predicted model, not a curated record